This is a messenger RNA of Loa loa (African eye worm), 1068 nucleotides long. Its product is annotated as AGC/GRK/GRK protein kinase. Gene Ontology annotation, cellular component: cytoplasm. The record is from RefSeq and is a predicted model, not a curated record. Bases 1 to 1068 code for a protein of 355 amino acids. The transcript has 8 exons. NCBI's taxonomy places the organism in Eukaryota, Metazoa, Nematoda, Chromadorea, Rhabditida, Onchocercidae. Gene Ontology annotation, biological process: protein phosphorylation; regulation of signal transduction; signal transduction. Gene Ontology annotation, molecular function: G protein-coupled receptor kinase activity; ATP binding.
AUGGAAAUCGAGAAUAUCGUCGCCAACACCGUUUACAUUAAGGCUCGAGAAAAUGGCGGUCAAAAGAAAGGAAAGAGUAAAAAGUGGAAGAAUUAUUUGCGAUUCCCGCACUACACGGAAUGUUUGUACCUCAGGUCGGAGAUUGAUGUCAGCUAUAGUUAUGUGGUCGAAAAACAGCCAAUCGGUAAAGUGCUUUUUGAGCAAUUCUGCAGUACAGAUGCGCGAUAUGCAAGGGCGUGGGCAUUCUUAUGCAAAGUUGAAGAAUACGAAACAUCUGAUGAUGAUGGCGAAAGUCGCCGAACAUUGGCCAAAUCAAUUGCCUCGCUUUUAUCAGUAGAAAAUGACGCUCCAUGUUCAUCCAGUGAUUCGUUAUGGUGCAGCUUCUUAUCAGAUGAUUUUAUACAAAAACUCAUUUCCACUGCCAAUGAUAUGUCACAAGAAUCUGAGCCUUCUAGUGGCAUAUUUUCCGGAGCUUAUCAAAGUGUGCGGUCAUUCCUCGCUGAUUGUUCUUUUCGAAAAUUCUUGGGGACACGUUACUUUCAUCGUUAUUUGCAGUGGAAAUGGUUGGAGAAAAGGCCUGUGAAUAAACACACAUUCCGCUUAUACCGGGUGCUUGGAAAAGGAGGUUUCGGAGAAGUUUGCGCUUGUCAAGUCAGAGCUUCUGGAAAAAUGUACGCUUUGAAAAAAUUGGAAAAGAAGAGAGUGAAAAAGAGGCAUGCGGAGACUCUCAGUCUAAAUGAAAAGCAAAUCCUGCAGAAAAUCAGUUCUCCGUUUGUGGUUAGCCUAGCAUAUGCAUAUGAAACAAAGGACGCUCUAUGCUUAGUAUUGACGCUUAUGAACGGAGGUGAUCUGAAGUUCCACUUGUACAAUUUAAUACCUGGUGGAUUUGAAGAAAAGCGUGUGCAGUUUUAUGCUGCUGAAAUUACUCUCGGCUUACAACAUUUACACAAGGAGCAUAUCAUUUACAGGGAUUUGAAACCAGAAAAUAUUCUUCUUGAUGAUUACGGUUGUUUUAGUUUUCUGUUUUAUCUUUAUCGGGGGAAAUUUGUUUGUUUGUUUAAAAAUUAA